UUCACUCAGCGGACGGAUUGAAUCGAUAUAGUAUAAAUAUAUGCACAAAGAGAGCGAGAGGAAGAAAGAGAGAGGCAGACAGAGACAGCAACAGUGCGAAGAAAGAAAGAGCAACAAGUUUGCAAGUGGAAAUUUUAAUAACGAAAUGCAGUGAAUACCCGUCCCGUCCCGUCCCACGAAUGCCACAAAACAAAAAGCCUAGACUUAAAAUCAAAACCGAAAUAAAAUCAAAAAUCAAAAUCGUAGUUUAAUCAAAAACUAAUCGGAAUCUGUGGCUCAUUAUGAGCACAAAAGACAGAAACAGUGUGAAACCAACGAAAAUCUACCAGAGCGAGAGCCGAAAGAGCCACAAAAACAUCGUGAAUCUAGUUUACAAUUUUUGAAAAAUCAAAAAAAAAAAAGAAAAAAUAAUAAAAAAUAAACAGCAACAAGUGAAAGAGCCGAACAGAGACGGAUAGAGCGGGAGGUGCCGCCUGCCCCGACAGCCAGAACGAGACGGCCGAACGACAGACCGAGACUUUCGCAGUUGAGGUUGAUUUUUGCAUGCGAAAAGAUACACAUACAGCGCCACAGCACCAGCUAGAGCUACAGAGAUACAUCUGGAAGACAGCAGCCACAGUCCGGAGCCCGAAGAAUUGUUAUUAUCCAGACAGGCAGACACACGCACCGAAAUGGAGUACGAGAAAAUGAUGUACCUGGCAAAUAGCAGUGAGAUGCCGCACAGUCCCCAUCUGAAGCCACAACCGUUCCAGGCCCUCACGCCGCCGGACCAGUACUCCGCCUAUGCGGAUAACUUUGAUCUGUCGCUGCUGCCACAGGACGCCGGCAUACCCACCACGGUGUACCAGUACAACGCGCCACAGAUUAAGAUUGAAUGCGCCUGGGACUGCCCCACGGAUAACCAGCAGCAGCAGCAACCGGCACUGGCCUAUGCCUCCUCCGGCCAUCAGUUGAUCCCUCCUCCUGCCUAUCCACACAGCGUGUACCCCUCUCCCCAGUCGUCGCCCCUUCAGUCGGAGUUCGCCUCAUUCGGCGGGGGCUACGGCAAGUUCCACGGCAGCUACGACUGUCUGAGCAGCCCCUCGCCCUCGUUGGAUGCCUCGAGCAUCAAGCAGGAGCUGCACAUCCUGCCGCCCUCCCCGCCAGAGUCCAACUGUGAGACACCCUCGCCGCGCUCCUCCUGCAGCGAGAGCAUUAAGGCGGAGCCGCUGGACUCGGACAUUGAGAGCUUCAUCGACCUGAACGCCCUGCUGCAGCAGCAGCAGGCGCAGCCGGACACCAAGCCCGACCAUCAGCUGUUGCGCGAGUGCUUGGAGGACACGACGUUCCAGAAGAAGCACAACCUGCGGCCACUGGCCCUGGAAUCCUUCAUCGGCGGCUUGGCCGAGGUGCGCGGGGACUUUGAGCCUGUCAUUUCGCUGGCGCUGGAGCAUGCCAAGCGGGAAGCUGAUGCCAUCUGUAUGGAGCUGCAAAUAUCGCAGGAUCCAAAUGCAUGGACACCCUCGCAAGUACACGCAUGGCUACGAUCCACCCUGGCACAGUUCAAGCUGCCGCCGGCCGCCAAUUUGGAGCUGAAGUUCUCCGAAGACGGCGCCGCAUUGGCAUUACUCAGCGAAGAGGAAUUCGUGCGUCGACUGCCAGAGAGCGGGAGCACACUACAUGCCCAAUUGGAGAUAUGGAAGAUGGCCUAUGCCGAUCAGCCGAACAGCCAGAUCCAGCACCAGCACCAGCAGCAGCAGCAGCCAGGCCUCGAUCUGUGGCCGCCAGCUAGCUAUCCGAUGCUGAACCUGGACGACUACAAUGAGGACAGCGAAGAUGAUGAGGAUAUGGAGGUGGAAGCCACAGUAACCCCCACACCCACGCCAACGCCCACUUCAACUUCCACUUCCACUCCCGCAGUGACAGCUGCCACACCGACUUCCACUCCUGUGAAGCGCACUAGUGGCGGACGCACUGGCGGCGGCUCCCACAUCCAUCUGUGGCAGUUCCUCAAGGAGCUGCUGGCAUCGCCGCAGGUGAACGGCACAGCCAUACGCUGGAUCGACCGCACCAAGGGCAUCUUCAAGAUCGAGGACUCGGUGCGGGUGGCCAAGUUGUGGGGUCGCCGCAAGAACCGCCCGGCCAUGAACUACGACAAGCUGUCCCGCUCCAUCCGGCAGUACUACAAGAAGGGCAUCAUGAAGAAAACGGAGCGGUCGCAGCGUCUGGUCUACCAGUUCUGCCAUCCCUACAACCAGUAGAGAGGAGGAGGACUAGGACUCUUAUCCAGAUCGCGUAGUUCUAAGGGUAUUUAUUUGCUAGCAUAGCCACCUCUCCCACCAGUCCCACCUGUCCCAAUCCAAGUCCCAUUCCACACUCCGACUAUGCCCGACUAGCCUUGUGGGUUUAGCGGGUCCUAGUUCUUGUACAUACACAAUCUUUAUAGCGCACGAAGGUAAGUUCGUGCAUCGAUUAAGUUUGGCUCUAGCUCGUAGGCUAAAACCAUUGCCCCCAUGGCGAAGGUAAGUUCGUCGAAGGGCACAGGUUUUAAGCGCAAUCCAUCAUAAUGUAAAUCUAAUCUUGCACUGCGGCUGGGCGUGGCUGUUGGCCCAUCGCUGCAGGCAUAUGUUUGACUUACUGCCGACAUCUUUAUUCAAAUGCUGCCUGCCCAUGCAGUGGUUAAUCCUGCACCCACAUGUGUGUGUGUGUGUGUUGCUGCUGCCAGGAGGAGUGGCGUCAAAAGUGAGGGACCACCAUUAGUAGCCUGAGGCGAAACUUGGUUAAAGGUCGAGUCACUAGACGCUCCCUCUCAGAGGCACUGCAACAACACCAGACACUGGUGCAGCCACUGUUGGCGGCAUGAAGGUGUUGCGGUAAUUUUAGGAACCAUAUAUCUAUGAUAUAUCAAAAGUAAGUUCUAUGAACAACUUAAUAACCGAACAAAAUGUUAAUACUAGACUCUAAGGCAAACGAUUAGUCGUAUAGGACUCCUUGAAAGUUUUUUCUCUUCAAAACAGAACCCGGGAAAAGUUAAAAAACUUUCGACCCUCCCCCUAGGCUUAGGCGUUAUGCGUUAUGCUCUCUGAACAAAUAUCGAAUAUCGAAUAUCAAUUAUUUAUUCUGUACUCUGGUGGUGGAUCAAUUUAGACAGUAAUUUUGUUAAUUUUAUUACAAUUAUAUUUUCUGCAGUUUGCAUAUGAGUUUUCAGUUUCCAUAGUUUCCAGUUUCGUGUCUGUGUCGGGUAUUCAGUUUAAGUUAAUUUUAGUAUUUAUUUGUGGCCAAAAAGUCAAUUAUUUGGCUUUUAUUUGCAUUCGCCAUCGAAAACGAAAGGUGAGCAGUGUUAACGUUAAUGCUGGCGGUUUUUAAUUGAAUUAUGCAAUGGGCAAUCGACUCGGCUCGGAUUUGGCUUAUUUGCUAACCAAACAGCAACAUAUUUAUCUGCAUAUUACACAUAUAAUUAGGAUACUGUACGAGUACUCUCUGCGCGGCAGCUACAUAGAUUUAUGCACUUUACACUUUUUGCGACACACCACUUAUUUAUUUAUUUAUUUAUUCAACUAACAUAUUGUCAUGCCGAUACACUAUCCGAUAAUAAAAAGUCAC
Messenger RNA from Drosophila persimilis, 3582 nucleotides. RefSeq names its product DNA-binding protein D-ETS-4 (gene Ets98B). NCBI's taxonomy places the organism in Eukaryota, Metazoa, Arthropoda, Insecta, Diptera, Drosophilidae. Gene Ontology annotation, molecular function: DNA-binding transcription factor activity, RNA polymerase II-specific; sequence-specific DNA binding. Gene Ontology annotation, biological process: cell differentiation; regulation of transcription by RNA polymerase II. Gene Ontology annotation, cellular component: nucleus. The record is from RefSeq and is a predicted model, not a curated record. The transcript is spliced from 5 exons. The coding region runs from base 672 to 2240 and encodes 522 amino acids.